AUGGACAACCUGCGCGAGACCUUCCUCAGCCUCGAAGAUGGCUUGGGCUCCUCCGAUGGCCCUGGCCUACUGUCCUCCUGGGACUGGAAAACCAGGGCAGGGCCCUUUGAGCUGAGCCAGGCCUCGCCCGCUCAGAGCAUCUCUCCGGCCCCAUCUCUGGAGUCGUACACUUCUUCUCCUUGUCCAGCUGUGGCCGGACUGCCCUGUGGGCAUGGAGGUGCCAGCAGUGGGGGCAGUGAUGGCUGCAGCGGCCGCGGGACCAGUGGCCUGGUGGAGGUGGACUACAAUAUGUUAGCUUUCCAGCCUGCCUACCUGCAGGCCACUGGUGGCCCCAAGCCCCAGAAGGGCACCAAAGUCAGGAUGUCUGUGCAGCGGAGGCGGAAGGCCAGCGAGAGAGAGAAGCUUCGCAUGAGGGCCUUGGCAGAUGCCCUGCACACCCUCCGGAAUUACCUGCCACCCGUCUACAGCCAGAGGGGCCAGCCGCUCACCAAGAUCCAGACACUGAAGUACACCAUCAAGUACAUCGGCGAGCUCACAGACCUCCUCAACAGCGGGAGGGACCCUCGGCCCCAGAGCGCCUGA
Messenger RNA from Hipposideros armiger (great roundleaf bat), 582 nucleotides. RefSeq names its product mesogenin 1 (gene MSGN1). The transcript has a single exon. Gene Ontology annotation, cellular component: nucleus. Gene Ontology annotation, molecular function: DNA-binding transcription factor activity, RNA polymerase II-specific; RNA polymerase II cis-regulatory region sequence-specific DNA binding; protein dimerization activity. Gene Ontology annotation, biological process: mesoderm formation; regulation of transcription by RNA polymerase II. Bases 1 to 582 code for a protein of 193 amino acids. The record is from RefSeq and is a predicted model, not a curated record. Lineage: Eukaryota; Metazoa; Chordata; Mammalia; Chiroptera; Hipposideridae.